GGGGAAUUCCAAGACAUGCCCUCCAAGGAGGCUCUAAGCCCAGGACCUCAAGAUGGGGGAAAGCGCCACAGGGCCAUCACGGCCCGCAGACAGCACCUGAAGAGUGUCAUGCUCCAGAUCGCGGCCACGGAGCUGGAGAAGGAGGAGAGCCGCCGUGAGACGGAGAAGCAGAACUACCUCUCCGAGCACUGCCCCGCUCUGCACAUCCCUGGCUCCAUGGCUGAGGUGCAGGAGCUCUGCAAACAGCUGCACGCCAAGAUUGACGCGGCCGAGGAGGAGAAGUAUGACAUGGAGGUGAAGGUCCAGAAGAGCACCAAGGAGCUGGAGGACAUGAACCAGAAGCUGUUCGACCUGAGAGGCAAGUUCAAGAGGCCCCCGCUGAGAAGGGUGCGCAUGUCGGCGGAUGCCAUGCUGAAGGCGCUCCUGGGCUCCAAGCACAAGGUGUGCAUGGACCUGCGGGCCAACCUCAAGCAGGUCAAGAAGGAGGACACCGAGAAGGAGCGGGACCUGCGAGACGUGGGCGACUGGAGGAAGAACAUCGAGGAGAAGUCGGGCAUGGAGGGCCGCAAGAAGAUGUUCGAGUCCGAGUCCUAGGCCACCUGGCACUCCCAGCGGGGCCUUCCGAGGUCGGAUGGGCCCCUGUCAAUAAAGGAUUCCAAUCACCA
Messenger RNA from Hippopotamus amphibius kiboko, 665 nucleotides. RefSeq names its product troponin I2, fast skeletal type (gene TNNI2). The coding region runs from base 16 to 594 and encodes 192 amino acids. Gene Ontology annotation, cellular component: troponin complex. Lineage: Eukaryota; Metazoa; Chordata; Mammalia; Artiodactyla; Hippopotamidae. The transcript is spliced from 7 exons. The record is from RefSeq and is a predicted model, not a curated record. Gene Ontology annotation, biological process: muscle contraction.